UGUUUUAAUUGUUAUGAUCAAGAUUUUUUUUAACGAUCUACCUUUAGUAAAUGAGAGUAAAUCUUUAAUAAUUCAUUUCAAAUCAAUAUAUUACUUAACUUUAAUUGAGAUCUGAUUGCCGACUUUGUAUUCCUGUUGGAUAUUUCGGUGUUUUUUGACAUAAAACAUGUUGUUUUACUCAUUUUUCAAAUCUCUUGUUGGGAAGGAUGUUGUAGUUGAACUGAAAAAUGAUUUAAGUAUUUGUGGAACACUGCAUUCAGUCGAUCAAUAUUUAAAUAUAAAAUUAGUUGAUAUUAGUGUCACUGAUCCAGAAAAAUAUCCUCAUAUGGCAUCAGUGAGAAAUUGUUUUAUUCGUGGAUCUGUAGUACGCUAUGUACAAUUACCUGCAGAUGAAGUUGACACACAAUUGUUGCAAGAUGCUGCACGUAAAGAAGCAACUAUUGCUAGAUAAUAUUAUUGAAAUGUAUUUAAUAUAAGUCAUUUAUUUUUAAGAAAAUAUAAACUAAUAAUUAAGUAAAAAAUAAAUCUGUUUUUAUCCUUAUAAAUAA
Daktulosphaira vitifoliae (grape phylloxera) is the source of this 548-nucleotide messenger RNA. Its product is annotated as U6 snRNA-associated Sm-like protein LSm2. The transcript has 4 exons. Gene Ontology annotation, biological process: mRNA splicing, via spliceosome. Bases 167 to 451 code for a protein of 94 amino acids. Gene Ontology annotation, molecular function: RNA binding. The record is from RefSeq and is a predicted model, not a curated record. NCBI's taxonomy places the organism in Eukaryota, Metazoa, Arthropoda, Insecta, Hemiptera, Phylloxeridae. Gene Ontology annotation, cellular component: U6 snRNP; Lsm1-7-Pat1 complex; catalytic step 2 spliceosome.